This is a messenger RNA of Amoebophrya sp. A25, 9065 nucleotides long. The record is from the annotation of a GenBank genome assembly. NCBI's taxonomy places the organism in Eukaryota, Dinophyceae, Syndiniales, Amoebophryaceae.
AGUGUCCUAAAAACUAGUUGUUUCCCAACCCCUCCCAAGGCUUGCCACCCACAUCCUCUAAAAACAUGCUGUGAAACCACUGUGGUUCUGCAGUUGGAAAUGCAAAAAAGGACACAUAUAAUUAAACAACAUAGUGCAUACCACCCGUCUAAGGACUGGGUAUAUCAUCAUCAUCGUCAUCAAUGCCAAACUGCUUUGCCUAGCAUAAGUACCAGAAUGUAGGGAAUGUUAAUGCCAAACUGCUUUGCCUAGCAUAAGUACCAGAAUGUAGGGAAUGUUAAUGCCAAACUGCUUUGCCUAGCAUAAGUACCAGAAUGUAGGGAAUGUUAUCGUUUGUUCCAGGCGGUUAAUUAUUUAGCCUGGCGCGGCGGCAUAGAAUCAAAAAUGUUGAUAAUUGCCCUCGGUAGUUUGCUCGCAGCUAUCUUAGCGAUAGUACCAGGUGGAAUCGAUGCGACAACGAGUGUCACCUUACCUCAUGAGGUGUCGGGAACGCUGCCGGUUUGUUCCGUAGGCAGCGAAAUCAUCAAUCCGCAGACGCGAGCAUGCUUCUCGUGUCCUGCAGGCCAGCAGGCGAAUGCUGCACAAACGGGAUGCGUUUGCUCGAGGAGUUCAGGUAUCAGAAGAUCUGGUAGGCAUAAGAAGAUCUGAUACAACGACCAUCCUGCUUCCGAAUGAACAAAACUUGAGCCCUAAAAUGACUCUUUCAAUUCAUUGCAUCCGCUAGCAUCUAAGUCUAACCUCAGGUGGCGGCAUCCCACAAAUAUCAUGUGCUGCGGGAGUACCAUGUUACGAGUACGGACCAGCAACGGUAACAGCUCUACUACGAACUACCGGUCUAGAGUGUAAAGUUUGCCCAUGCUUUUCACGCAGCGGGGCCCUUGGCAACUUGACCUACGUUGCUCAAGUUUCAGGAACGACAUGUUCGGGUAUUAGUAGUGUGAUUAGGACAUCAAUGUUGUAGUUCUAGUUUCAUGUACUAGUUCCUCGUUGAUGAAUGAGUUUCAAUUAGUGAUCGUUUCAAUUAGUGAUCUGAUGUUGUCCUCCUUGUUUGCGCAAAGUGAUCUAUUGUCCUCCCUCUUCAAUUACAGCGCGCGGCCUAGAACAGACAGUACCAAGUGAAGAUGGAACCGUCUGCCUACCGUGUCCGAGCGGGACUGCGCCUACCACGGCAGGGGCAUCCACAUGCAAUUGUCCGGCGACUAGUGCGCAACUUGAGAAAAACGAGGAUGGAACUUGGCUUGCAGAGAAAAAGUGCGUGGUACGAGGACGAGGACUUCGUCUUGAUGUGUAACGAGUCCGAAUUUUUGAAGUAUCCAAGCGAGGACGAGGACUUCUAACCGUUGUUGACACUGCUGGUGCGUUUCGUCGAAAAAACAAAGUCAAAAAAAAUAUUAUCAAAAAUCUUAAAACUUCAUACAGGUUGUUUCAAUUUCCUGAUCACCCCGAAACACCUCAGGCCUGCGACGCAAGCCUCAAUUUCGCUAGUGCCACUGUUCGAAACCAGUGUGCUGCGAGUGCGGUGUGUCCAGCAGGGCUGACACAACUAGGCGAUAUUUGCUACCAUCCGACAAAUGAAUGGAAUUCGAUGACAAAUACUGGAGGAAGUACUCACACUCCUCAACUACCUUUUUCUUUCUUAGAAGAAAUCAAUCUACUCAUACGUGCUCACUACUAUCUCCUACAUCUUCCUCUUCUUCAGGAUCACUACAGUCUGCUUAGAACUCGAUCUGAUUCCAUCAUAUCCACAACUCAAACUACAACAGCCGCCCUCUCCUCUUUCUCGGUGCAGAGCGCGAAAAGUGUGAAGUUUUCUGCAAUAGUUUCGUCACUCACUUCUCUGGAUGAUUCAAGCUGGAUUGCCAAUGCUAUAGGGAGUCACGUCGGAAUCGAGAAGUCGGAGCAGCUGAAGGACGUGCUGUCUUCCGGUCUCUCAGGCGAAAUCACAAUGGACAGUGCGACCGUGUUGUCGUUGUAUCAUUAUGGUGUCAAACGAGGGGUUUACCAGAAGUUGCAAAAGAUAACAACAUAGUUGAAGAAGGGCUUCAUCUUCAUCAAGCCUUCAUACUAGAGCACCGAUCUACCUACAACAAGAGUAGUCCCUCUCCCUGUCGUGAUUUGUAAACGCUUUUUUUACAAUCACAUGAUCGUGUUUUUUUUACCGCAUGAGGAUAACACCCUCUUCAUAUCACGAUCGCGUGCCACUCAGUUCCUCGUUUUCCCCUCUAACCUUCAUCCUGUGCCAUCCGUUGCGUUCGCGGCACAUCCUACGAUGGAUGCGAGUGCCUGAGUAAUUUGUGUGUCCUGCAGCUUUACGACAGCGCAAGUACAGUUUGCAGUUUGCUCGAAAACUUUUUCUAUGCAGACACGACCAAAUAUCCAAUACUCGAAGCCGCCAAGCCAGGUGCCUCUGCAGGUCUACCAUGGAUAAGCUACCGUGGCGCGGAGCCUCCUACAGCUGGUGGAAAAAAACUGCUAUCUGGGAGGUGAGAAUUCUUGAUCAGUUUUUUUGUUGGAGAUGCCGUGCUGUUCUAGUACUAGUUCUUUAACAAAGGCGACUGGCGACAUGAUCUGCAAGAAGUUCCUUUCUGUCAGUUGAGCAUGGCCGUUGCUCAAAAUAACACCAAAAAUCGUGAACAACAACAGCGCUGUUUCUCUCAUGCUCGCAAAGUACUCCCUUAAUGGACAUUACCUUGGACAAGAGCCCGUCACGAACCAAUUACAACUGUGCGAGCGUUUCGGAGGUCUUGCGCCAGGAUUUGAGAGCGACUCUCGAGAACAUCUUUGGACAAAAAUGUCCAACACCAUCGUCCAGAGCUGUCAUGUGCCGCUCAGCACGUUUCUCAACGCUGGAUCGUGUCAACAUCCAGUGCUUUACGACCUGUUUAUAGUGGAUGGGAGUGGAACCCAAGUGCCAGUACCAGUGCGGAUUUUGAAUACGCAAAGAGGUUCGCAAAGGCCGAAUUUGGUGGCAGCAGACGAAGAAUUCUACGUUAGUGGGAAAGGAGGAUAUAUGGUACAAGAAAAACUAUGUAGCAGGUUUUACAACUCAAGGUGCGCAGAUCCAGCAAUACUAUAAUUUCCGUACUGUCAUAAUUAUCUAUCCAUCGUAUUCGCCAGAAAUUCACUCAAUUUAAGUCAACAACAAAACUACAACAGGUCCGCCGCUUCUUUCUUUGUGACGCCGCCAUCGGGAAAACGGUGGCCGACGCAGAUCCAGCAUACCUUAGGUGGGCAUCGCAGCUAUACCUCGAGUUAAGGGCGUCAGACGGAAAGUUACAAGUUCCGGUUUUGAAUGUGAUGUAUCUGGAAGCCAAAGUAGUCGCACGAGGAUCCGCACAACCGUCGUUGCCAUGCAUAUUCAAAGCGGAGUACUUACUCAAAAUUGGAGUUGGACAACUCACUGAUUCUGAUUUUCUUCUUGACGACGCUUUUUAUAGAUAAAGGUGCCUUAUCAAAUCCCCAAAUACACCACGACAGGUAUUCCGAAGACACUUCCAGUUUCUGGUCAACCGUUCUCGUUUUUCUAAUCCUGUUCCUCGUCCUCCUCCUCGGUCUCAUUUACCGGAGCUAUUCCGCUAUAGACCUCCGUUACCCAUGGGAACCUGGUCUCACUGCUGAUCCUGGGAUAUUUGUACCGAGAAGCGGUUUGGUCUUCCUAGCAGCGCUGAAAACAUCAUUUGCAGUGCUUUUUUGGUUCCAUUUCGUCAUGGUCUUUUACUGGGUCAUAUCGAGCGACUCAAUAUUACCUGGUUCUCUCGAUGGCGACCAGUACAGCCACCACGAUAUCUUUUUGGUGCUGCUUUUGUUAUGAAAAACGGUGUUGCAGCUAAUGUGUGGUUUCCGUAUCUAGAAGUAACUAAUCGUUGUAAAGGAUUGAUGAGCCAACAAACUUUGGACAGACUUGUUGUUUUUCUUCUUACAAAUCAGAAUCUCUAUCGCCGACAAACCAAAACCUUCUAACUCCCGUUCUCUCCUCUGUGGUGAUGCUUCUUUUUCUGUACAAGCAGUCAAGUUGUUUCAUCUUCUUGCUAGACAGAGAACCGAAACCACUUGAGAGCAAAGCAGGUGGAUCCGGAGGUGCCUCAGGAUCGGGAAGUCAUUAUGGCCUAGGAGGUCUACUCUGAAUCUAGAUACACUGCUAGAACUCUCUCUUGUGAUACUCCACACUCUGAGUCUACUUCUAAGCCCCAGACACCCGCCAGCAGGACAAUGGCAACUCACCUACAGCGGGAGGCACAAGGGAAAAGGCACCAGAUAAGGGCAUUUCCAUUUGGAGGUCGUUGUUUGUUGGAAACGAACUGUCAGAAAGGAUCAAUGCGACGCGAACGAGCGGCUACGCAACGUGGAUUCUGAUGAUCCUGUUUCUAGAGGGGUUUAACUGGUAUGGCAAGAAUGGCAUUGUAAUCGUAUAACCAAUUUUUAGAGCACCACUUCUAGCGAAUGUGAUAGAUUGGGCCUAUUUUUGCUAUUUCUCCAUCUCCCCUACCCCACGCCCUAACUCCUGAAAGAGAGCCCUCUCACACGCCCUAACUCCUGAAGGAGAGCCCUCCCACACGCCCUAACUCCUGAAAGAGAGCUGUCGUUGGAGCGGGAAUGAGCAGUCGCCCUUCAACCCCUUCCUGAUGUACGGCGUGCCCGCAGGCGUCUGGAUUUUAGUGCUGACGAUUCAACUUGUGGGGAGACAGAUAGUCGCAGUCCGUGAGGGCUUGGACCUGAUAAACUUCGUGGACAUAUGUUCUCUGGCAAACGUGUCCGUCUUCAUCAUGGACGAACCGCAUCAUGGAUACUACAUACAUGGUAUUCUAUUCAUCUUCGUACCAACUUGUUCACUUCGCUUGAAGAUAGAUACCCAUUCGGCAGUACUUCACGUUGAUUACGUUAUUGAGUACUUGUUGUAUGCUGUUUACCUGUUAUUUUUGAAGUAAGAAAUUCUAAUUGCCCAUGUAAAAACAUGAGGAACUACUUUCACAUCCACCCACCUCAAUCAUGCAUGUCCUCACAGGUCGUUGUCCCGGCGGCAAGGGCGACACUAGCGCGACCGAGAUGUUCUUCACCUUAGACGAGGAGGAAAAGGGCCUGCUGCCAAAGCGUGGCCUCACACCGGAACAUCCAACAAGGGGUGAACUUCAGACCUACGAAGUUUUCACUGGAAAUGCGUUCAAAUUAAGGCUAUCGCUGUAGAGCCUGUCCUGCUCAACACCUGAGAUACUCUUCAUACUAGAGGUUAGAGAUUCAUCUAGUAUGAAGAAGUGGCCUGAGAUACUUGCAUAGUGUUCCUUCGAUCUUCUUUUUCUACCUGAAAAAGAAGCCCCGUUCAAGGAUACUAUUACUCUCAAAGAGGAAGACGCAAUCGCGAAUGUUGCGGUAGCUCUAAUCAAAGAGCAGUUGUUUCAAAUCUAUCGCUCUAUCAUGGCAGAGCGGGGUGUUCCUGGAAUCUUUCAUUCCUUCCAACAUAAUGGGCCAGGACACCAUGGCUUUCAACAACAUCAAUUUGGACCGCAUGGCGGAGGCAUGAUGCACAUGAUGCAUAUGGACCAGCAUGGGGGAGGGAUGAUGCACGGUAUGCAUUUACCGGGUGGAGGUGGACAUGGGAUGAUGCAUGGAAAUUUUGUUAAGCGGGCACAUUAGUACAGACUUCGAAUAAUGCUUAAUACAGUCCUCUCUACAUAGUCAAACUCUCUCGCUCUCCGAGACAGAAUAUAAGUCGUGUGAUUUUUAUACUAACCUCUAAUUCCAGCGGUGGCAAUCCCGGUGGUGGAGGCCUAAUGAAUCGCGACUCAACAGCGUCAAGUGCAAUGACACCACGAGGCAUGGGUCGAAGUUCUAUGGCCGACCAGCCAUUCGGAGGAUCACAGCAACUGGGUAUGAGCGGCGGCCCAUUAGGCGGUAGUGGUGGUCCACUAGGCGCAUCGGGGGGCCCACUAGGUUCCUCCGGCGGCCCAGGCGGUGGCAUUCUUGGUCAGAGUUUACCUUCUGCCGGUUUUCAGAGUACUCUGGGAGGAGGUGGCGGGGGUGGCUUCAACAACACGGGAACUAGCAUAGGAGGCCUAGGAGGAGGAGGAGGCUUCAACAACACUGGGCCUUCGAUGCAAGGCUCAAUGCAACAACAGCCAAGCGGACUGAAUAGUGGUGGAUUUGGAGGAGGGCCUCAGAGUGGUGGUUUCUUUAGUGGGGCAGCAGGCAUGGAUGGGAUGCAUCGGAGCGAACCUGUAACUUCUCCUAGAGGAGAUGCACAGGAAUCCUGUGCAUCUCCUCUAGGAACCCACUUCUCCGGUACCAGUUCUUCUUCAAGUACCUCGAGUAGGUGUGCUAGAGCUACGCAGGGGAUGAAAAUUGAGACAAUGAGACGUACUUCUAGAACAAGCAUGGAAGUAGAUCUUGUUCGUGACGACCACGACGCACCAGCAGGAGCAGCACACGAAGAUGUGAACGUAAUCUUCUCACCCCCUCUGAGCACAUCGUCCUCAUCUUCUAGUUUAUCGCCCGAGAAAAACGCAAACGGCUCCUGCGUGGGCAUUGACAGUCUUACCUCUAGUGGGCCAAAUGAAGAAUUUGGUGGUAGUUCCGGGAGUCGAUGUACCUCAAGGAUACCGACAAGUUGUAGAUCUGGUGGUGACUACUUCCGAAAUCAUCAAGAAGACUUCGCUGGCUCGAGAUCAAGAGCGAGCUCUGCCUCUCCCACUACUCGCAUCAUAGCACAGCGACAUCAAGACGAUGAACUACAACUACGUCAUUCGGAAGAUUCCCGAUGUUCCUCGUCGAAACGAAGGCGUAGAGGGAGUACUACGAGCCCUAUUAACAUUUCUAUCCAGACGAGUAUCUGUACGUCCGGCCAAAACUCUUCGUCAAGAAGAGCACGAUCCUCACGACGACCAUCAUCUAGGUCAAGAAGUACUAGUAGCAGAGGAGUUGUGAAAUGGAAAGAUGGACCUGAUUUGUUCUUUGCCGAAGGAAGCCACGCCAUGUAUCCAACGGCGUCUGGUGGGAGUGCCAGGAAUUCGUUUGGAGGCGGAGGAACCUUUAGAAACUCGGGAUUUGGUUAUGAACAUGGAUGUGACUUAUGCUUAUCAUACUUAAAUACAAGUCUCAGGAGUUUUGAUAAUGGCUAUAGGUAGCGACGUCGGUACUUACACAUUUAUUUCUUCGAUGCGUUAUAUAUAAGUACCUCCAUGAUCUGACCGUGAAGUACAUGCACAUUUUCUUCGAUAGGCAGAUAUCGCUAGCAGGGUUUUUUCUAAUCUCUUGGCGGCGGUGAUAGCGGCAAUUUCGGUGGAGGCCUAAACAACUCAGGAAUAGGAGGUGGUGGUGGCGGCUUCGGCGGCGGAGGACUAGGCGGCGGCUUAGGCGGUGCUAGCCUAGGCUCUUCCGGAGGUCUACCGACGACCUCAAGUUCUCUAGCUCCAUUCGGAGGCGGUCCUCAGAUGGGAGGAGGCCCAGGAGGUUUCAACAUGGGAGGUGGCAGCAUGGGAGGUCAGCACGCUAUCGGAAUGAACGCAGAUAGUUCAGUGAAGAAACUAGCGCAACUCCGAAUUCAAAUGCAGGAAUUCCUACUUCAAACGAUUGAAGGCGUUGUGAGGGAACAAAACAUGUGCAUUAAGGAGGAGCUGGGAUACUGCGGAGCAACGCCGGAUAUUUCUUUAUGUUGACUUGAAGAAAAUCUUCGUUGUCUAGGUGUAGGUCUACAUGAUCUGCUUCGAGAGGAAUCUAUCAUUUCAGGCACAAUCCGAACCUCCAGCAAAUCUUUUAUUUUACCUCUAGUUACACAAUACACCUUGUUCCACCUCUCUCUGUCUUGUCUAUUUCUGUCUCCCUCUCCCUCUCCCCUAUCUUUCCCCUUUCAUUCUCCAUUCCGAAUUUCCCGGUUACGCUUUAUGAAGACCAUUCCCAAGUCGGGUGGACCAGUGCGCUAGCUUACGGUUCCGAGUUCUUUGGCGUGCCUACGGGCUUCGAAUUCCAGGUGCUGAGCUUAGAAUUCUUGAUCUUUGCAGUUUGCUUCCGAUUCUCCGAAAACCUAUGGUUGGGCAUAUUCUUGGCGUUCUUAGUAGGACAACUGGUGCUGCAUUUUCGAGCGACGUUAGGGGAGAAUCGGUUGGCGGAAACAGCAAUGAUCGAUACCAGGUUCUUAUUGUAGGGAGAUUGUGCCGAUCCGCAGGUGGUAUGAAGUGCUGGCGGAUAGAAUAUAAGGGCUAAAAUGUAGGAACGAAUGCGAUUCCGAUUUGUUACAUGUUUGAGAACCCGAUAAAUAACCUCAUUGAGCUAAGAAAAUUUGUACAUUAAAUUUGGAAUUGAACAGGAUCUUCAGGUAGAAAGAAACGGUAGCUUUUUUUGAGAAUCGAUAGCCUGACUCUUACGCUCGUAAAUUUGUAUUUGUUCUUGUCUUUUUUGUUAAAAUGCAAAAGGUUUCUAGUCGUUGUCGCUCUGGUGAGUGCACGUAAGUUGGAAGCAAUCAAUAUCAAUCACAGCAACCAAGGGAAAAGCAAAUGCGCAGAUUCAAUACUAAAAAUACGGAUCACAUCGUCUGAAAAUUGUGGAUUUUUGUUUACUUCUUGUUCGAUUAACGUUAACCUUCUUGUUCAAAGAAAUUGGUUCUAGCGUGCAACUGAUGCAUCGCUCUGUCUAGUAAGCAGGCUCUAUGUUAGCUCUUCUAUGGUCGUGACGUUGUUGUCCGCGUCCGUCUCUUCGUAGUCGGACCAAUGCCUAACCGGUAACUAGAAGAAAAGGUGAAUAAUUUGCAAAUGAAGAAUACAAAAGCUUCAAAAUUUUGGGAAUGAAGCGUUCGCGACAUGAGGAACAACAAACUAAAACAAUUUAAAAUGGUGUUGACAUUAUGCUUGCGGAAGUGGUUUUUUUUAGAGCAUCAAUUUGCUUCUCGUUGCAAAAGUAGACCAGGGAUGUGACCGCUUCUAAGCAGGAGACGAGUCCUUGUAUGAGGAAGAGCCGGCUAUGAUGCAUGUAGUGAGGAAGAGCCGCAAGUAGUGUGUAUAGCCGGUCAGAGAGUGGGCACAAGAUGUCAUCUCCUCGUGCCACAUCAUCGCUCCCGCACGGAAAGUUAUCAGGAAUUGGCC